Molecule: messenger RNA, 291 nt
Organism: Racocetra persica
Lineage: Eukaryota; Fungi; Glomeromycota; Glomeromycetes; Diversisporales; Gigasporaceae
Source: the annotation of a GenBank genome assembly
AUGUCUAUAGCAUCAUUACUUUCUCGAAAAGAAUGUUUGACCACAAAAGCACGCACUGGCUCUUUAAUAACCGUAUUUAAUUAUUUUGCUAGAUUUAGCAACGAAACUGAAGAUUACGAUCGUGUUUUUGAAUGGAUUCCAUAUGAUCAACUAACAAAAUUUAAAAUUAUUGGAAAGGGUGGUUUUGGUGUCGUUCAGCAGUCUACAUGGUUAGAAGGACAGAUUGAUCAGAUAAUAGGUUGGAAUUCUUUACGGAAACAAUGGGAAAGGCAUGGCAAAACAAGAGUUGCC